AUGCAAAAACUGCUUGAAGCUGACAGAAACACCAAGUACCAAUGGGAAAGUUGCAUCUUUAGUUUGGUCAUAUUCGUAAUCAAUGGGAUCCUCUUCUUUUGGAUCCCCAGAAACUUACGACAAAAGAGGUACACCAAAUCCAAUAGAUUUAAACCAUACUUUAUUUGGCUAAGUAUUUGGAACACCAUCAACUCAUCAUGGUCAAUCAAAGUAUUUAGCAAAAGAUACUUUUUCAAACCAACCAUCUUAAUCUUGUUUCUAUUCUACAUCUUACUCAAUGGUAAACUCUGCUACCACAACACCGACGACAUUGUUUACAUCCCCAGAAUAUUUGUGGUUGCAAAAAGAUGCGCAAGAAUCGGUAUUGCCCAAAUACCUGCCAUUUUUCUUUUGGUCACCAAGGGUGACUUUAUUACCGGUAUCACAGGCUUAACCUAUGAAAGAACAACUUUUUUACACGUUUGGUUCUCAUUUAUGAUGUUUGUUGUCGUUACCUUCCAUGUAGGUGUUGUAUGCUACUACUGGGCAAGUCCCGUAUACCAAGACUUGCACCCAAAGUACCCCAAGAAUGCCUAUGGUAUAUUGGCAUACGUUACAUUUGUAUUCUUGGCCCUCGGCAACAUAAAACUCAUUAGAAAAUUAUCCUUUGACUUGUCAAUGGUCCACCACCGUGCACAAUCAUUUAUCAUGUUGCUCAUGGCAUUCUUUCACAACAACCACGCCAAAGCCAUGGUAAUUAUCGGUGUGCAUUUGCUUGUCUUGGACAAGGUCAUUGGCAGAAUUUACGGAAUUGUCCACGGCAUCAAAUCUCCAACUAAAGGAUGGUCAGAGUUUGAAAUGUUGGAUGAGGAAACAAUGAAGGUUUCAAUCCCCAUAAAAGUCAACCACAAAUUUAACCCAAACUCAUGGUUUGGUCUUAUCAAGUUCAAAUACGGCAACUGGAAAGCUGGCUCCCACAUCUACUUUAACGUUCGAAAGAUUGACUUUUUCCAACACCAUCCAUUCUGCAUCUCAAGCUUACCCGAUAGCGGCAAGAUGGUUCUCAUUAUUAGAAAGAAAAACGGAUUCACAAAGAAAAUGUUUGAAAAAGUCAAAGACUUGCAACAAAAACAGAUUAAUGGAACUCAAACUGAAGAUGACUACAUUCCAAAAUACAGAAUGAAAUACAACCAAUUGAAAAACAAAUACUUUAAAAAGAACAAAGCUGCAACCAAUACAUCUGAAGAAGAAGAAGAAGAAGAAGAAGAACAGCAAACCAAGCUUCCCGACUAUAGGAAAAUAGUUGACCCAAAUAUCGUUAUACUCAAAACUGCAUUCCGUGGACCAAGUGGUGCUAAAUGCCAACCACUCAUCACUUUUGACUCAGUUGCAUUUUUUGCUCAAGAAUUGGGUGCAACCUUUGUCUUACCUAUAGCCUUGGAUCUUUUACAAACCGCAGAGAAGAAAGAAGUAAUGAAGGACUACUUGGGGAGACCUCCACACCCUGUAUUGAACAUUUUCUGGACAGUAAAGACCAAAAAACACAUUUUUUGGCUUUCACACAUCCUCGAUAAGAUGUUAAAGUAUAUACGCGAUGGCAGAUUAACAAUCAGUGUGUUUGUAUUGGAAAACGAUGUUGAAAUGAAUACUAUUGAAAUUAUUGACGAGAAUCCAUUUACCCUGGCAGUUGCAUCAGUACCAACACUGAGACUUGAACUGACACUGACACUGGCACUGACACUGGCACCACCACCACCACUUGUCACAACACCACCCACCAAGAAAGUAACUACUCAAGUAGAGCAACUCGAAUUGAAAAAAACCAAUUCCAGUAACCUAAGCGAAGAAGAAGACGAACAAGGUAGAAAAGGAAAAGAAGGAGAGGAUGUCAAACCAGAUUAUUCGCUUUUGAAUAUCAACUAUAAGCCACUUGAUUCGGAUGAGGCAUUGCAAAGCCACAUGGCUAGUGUUAAAUAUUCAGACGAGAACCAUUUCAGGUCAAUGGCUGUUGUUUGUUGCGGUGAGGAACACACAUUUGGUAAAACAGUGGAGUACAAUUUGCAACACUACCGCUGGAUAAAACAUGCUCCGAACAUGUACUUUUACAACGAGUCUUUUGAUGCGUAA
Molecule: messenger RNA, 2106 nt
Organism: Lodderomyces elongisporus
Lineage: Eukaryota; Fungi; Ascomycota; Pichiomycetes; Serinales; Debaryomycetaceae
Gene: FRP2
Product: Frp2p
Exons: 1
Coding region: 1-2106 (701 amino acids)
Biological process (GO): intracellular iron ion homeostasis; iron ion transport; copper ion import
Cellular component (GO): plasma membrane
Molecular function (GO): ferric-chelate reductase activity
Source: RefSeq, a predicted model, not a curated record